This is a messenger RNA of Salvia splendens (bonfire salvia), 3918 nucleotides long. Its product is annotated as zinc finger MYM-type protein 1-like. The record is from RefSeq and is a predicted model, not a curated record. Lineage: Eukaryota; Viridiplantae; Streptophyta; Magnoliopsida; Lamiales; Lamiaceae. Bases 1251 to 3620 code for a protein of 789 amino acids. The transcript is spliced from 2 exons.
GAAUAAAGCUAGACUGCAACUAGAAUUGACUUAUACAAAUUCUAACAAAACGAACAAUUCCAAACAGAAAAAUAUCAAUGCGUGAACUUUAGCCCUAGAACAAAGAAGAGUUCAACUUGGACAUCAUUAGUCAAUAGUGUAAACAAAGAAAUAUCACACGUAUGAGCAUAAUAAAAAAACACAACAAAUAGCUAAGUACAGCCUUCAUAGACCAUACAUGACCCGGCUCACUAUCUUUCUGCAAUUGCUUGUUUGUUAAACAUUGGACAUGAUAACCAGUUAGCUCUCUUGGAAUUGAGAAAGAAAAGAUUCAAAAGCAAUGAACCUAAGGUGCCAACAAGUGGGAAGAAAGGACAGUUUGCUUAUCUAAUUUCCAAACUCGAAUAAGUCAAUACAAAUCUUCUACCUUAGUAACAGUUUCUCCACAUCGUAUUACCAUAUAUAAGCUCUUCGACCGUAUCUCGUAUGUCCAUACAUCUACUAAGGACAAGUGCAUCAAGCCUUAAACACAGAUCUCCUUUAAGAAUAAUAAGCCUCUACAUUACCUAAGCGGUACAACCAAAUAAAUCAAUCAUAACUAACUCACCGCAACCAAACUUCAAGAAAUCAUCGUGUUAGACGCCAAUCAGUUCAUGUAUACAUUAAUUCAUCAUUCUGAUCAAACUGGAAUAAAUAAACACGAAAUACCAACUGCUAACAAAACCAGAACGCCCUACUCCAAUAAUCAAAUUAAGAACAACCAGGGGCGGAUCUAUUGCAUAUAGACCAGGGGCAAUUGCCCCACCUCACCAUUUCAUUUAUACAUAGGUAUAGGUAUAAUAUUAUUAUAAAAUGUGUAUUAUGUAAAGCUUUGCCCCCUUAGUAUGUUAACAGAAAAAUCUUUAUUGCCCCACCUUGAAAAAAAAACGGAAGUCAAACAUGUAUUUUAAAUAAUAUUUAAUAAAACUUGGUUGUUUUUUUAGAUGGAAGAUAAAAAGUCAUUUUGAGUGUUGAAGAAGCAAACGUGUCUCUCUAUCUGCUCUUGAACAGUUGAACUUGCAGAGAAAAAUGAGAAGAAAGAUAUACAAAAGAAAAUAUCACAAUCCUAUACAAAGUUCUUGCAGGUUGUGACUUGGCUCUCGGAGGAAACGAAAUUCAUUCAAUCUAAAUCCAAAUAGAGAUUGGCCCGUCGCUCGCCGCUGCUGGAUUGUGGGAGUGGAGGAGAAGCUGCUCAGCUGCUGGAAAAGAAGCCGAGAAGCGAGGAGUAACAGAUGGAGAAAUUUCUCAAAAGAAAGAAUUUAAUAGUAGAAGGAAUACCAUCAAUUGGAGAAGGAGCAAGUGAUGAUCACUCUAAAAGAAGACAUGUGGAAAUCAAUUUGGAAGGCCUUCCUUCUGAUCCCGGGCUUAGAAAGAAUAUUUUCAGUUAUCAUCCUAAUGACCGUGAUAGAAUUAGAAGACAUUAUCUGCAACAAGGCCCGUGUCAACCGAAGGGACACGAUUUUCCUCAGAAAAAAAUUGGCAACAUAUAUCGACGCUUUGUUCCAAAAUGGUUUGAGGAACAUGGAAAUUGGUUGGAAUAUAGUGUUUCAAAAGAUGCUGCAUUUUGCUUGUGUUGCUAUCUUUAUAGGCCAAAUUCUAGAGCACAAUCAAGUGGUGAAGUGUUUGUAUCAGAUGGAUAUACUAAUUGGAAGAAAAAAGAAAAAUUCAACGAGCACGUUGGAGGUCCAGAUAGUGCCCACAAUAGAGCAUGGAGAAGUUGUGAGGAUUUGAUGAAGCAACAACAACAUAUCCAAUUUGCUUUUGCAAAGCAAUCAACACAAGCACGAAAGGAUUAUCGCAUUCGCUUGACGGCUUCACUUGAUUGUAUCCGUUUGCUUCUAUCUCAAGGUAUGGCAUUCCGUGGUCACGAUGAAUCAAUAGAGUCUACAAAUCAAGGCAAUUUUCUUAUGCUCCUACGUUUUCUUGCCGGUCAUAAUGAUGAUAUAAAGAAGGUUGUCUUGAAUAAUGCUCCGGGAAAUCAAAAAAUGAUAGCUCCUGAUAUUCAAAAAGAUCUUGUUCGUGCUUGUGCUAUGGAGACAACUAAUGUUAUUCUUCAUGAGGUAGGUGAAGAAUACUUUUCUAUAUUAGUUGAUGAAUCUCGUGAUAUAUCAGUCAAGGAACAAAUGGCGCUUGCUAUAAGAUUUGUCAAUUCAAAAGGAUGUGUGGUUGAACGGUUUAUUGGUAUUGUUCAUGUGAGAGACACCAAAGCUUCCUCAUUAAAAGCAGCUAUAGAAGUUUUGUUUUUGAAGCAUAAUUUGAGCUUGUCUAAAGUGCGAGGGCAAGGUUAUGAUGGAGCAAGUAACAUGCGAGGUGAAUUUAAUGGACUCAAGGCAUUGAUCCUGCAAGAGAACUCUUCUGCCUAUUAUGUUCAUUGUUUUGCUCAUCAAUUACAACUAGCUCUUGUUGCAGUGGCAAAGAAAAAACCACAAGUUGCUGCUUUUUUUAACUUGGUGAACAAUAUAACUACUAUAGUUGGAGCUUCAUGCAAGCGCAAAGAUUUACUUCAGGAGAAGCAAAUAGAAAGACUUUUGGGAGCAUUUGAUUGUGGUGAACUCUCAACGGGCACAGGUUCUAAUCAAGAAAGAAGUCUUCAAAGAGCUGGUGAUACACGUUGGGGGUCUCAUUAUAGGUCACUGAUAAAUUUGUCGAUGGUGUUCACUCCAGUUAUUGAGGUUCUCCAAAUCGUUGAAGAAGAUGGUACUGCAGAACAAAGUGGUGACGCAUGUUUGUUAUUAGGUGUUGUGCCAACUUUUGAGUUUGCAUUCAUUUUGCACUUGAUGACGACAAUCUUGGCAAUCACGAAUCAACUAUCUUUGGCAUUGCAAAGGAAAGAUCAAGAUAUUGUGAAUGCGAUGGCCUUAGUUGAAGUAGCAAAACAACAUCUACAAGAUAUGCGGGAUGAAGGAUGGGAGUCUCUGAUCAGCGAAGUAUCUAUAUUUUGUGAGAAAAAUGAUAUUGAAAUCUUAGAUAUGAAGGACAUGUAUAAGACUCCUGGUCGAGGUCGUCCUCAAAGGAAAGGUGAAGUUUUGACGAACUUGAAUUAUUUCAGGUUUGAGCUUUUUAAUGGUGUGAUCGAUUGGCAACUACAAGAACUCAACAAUCGCUUCAAUGAGGCUAACACAAAUUUGCUUCUUUGCGUGUCUUGCUUAAGCCCAAAGAGUUCCUUUGUUGCUUUUAACAAAUCCAAAUUGAUUGAACUUGCUCAUUGUUAUCCUUUGGAGUUCUCUGAAGUUAGUUUUCGGUUGCUUGACAAACAACUCGAGACUUAUAUCCGCGACAUGAGAUCACAUGAAGAGUUCUCAAAUCUUGAAAGUAUUGGAGAUCUUUCUCAAAGGUUAGUUGCUACAGGAAGACAUAUUGUCCAUCCAUUGGUUUAUUUGCUUGUGAAGUUGGCUUUGGUUCUACCUGUUGCGACCGCAUCAGUUGAGAGGUAUUUUUCGGCUAUGAAAAUUGUGAAAAGCCGUCUUCGUAAUAAGAUGGGAGACUCUUGGAUGAAUGAUUGUUUGGUUACAUAUAUUGAGAGAGAGGUAUUUUGUAAGAUUGAUGCUGAAAGAAUUUUGCAUAGUUUUCAAGUUAUGAGACCUCGUCGGGAACAAUUGUAAUUGUUUAGUCCAUGCUUAAUAUAUUUUAGUAUCUUUUUGUUUUAUGUUUAUUCAUUUAUUUGUAUAUAUUUAUAUUUUUGCCCCCUCUUGUACAAUGUUCUGGCUCCGCCCCUGAGAACAACAGAACUUGAUAGCCACCCAAACUAAACAGUAACUAUAAGGAAACUCUAAUCAUUACAGCAUUCAUCAUCGCACAACACUUACAGAAACACAUUCUAAAGUAUAACUAGUUCAGAAACCCCAAACCCUUAAGCAUAGAAAUCCAAACCACUAAAAAAUGCAAAAAACCAUACCUUCA